Molecule: messenger RNA, 5854 nt
Organism: Colossoma macropomum (tambaqui)
Lineage: Eukaryota; Metazoa; Chordata; Actinopteri; Characiformes; Serrasalmidae
Gene: xdh
Product: xanthine dehydrogenase
Exons: 36
Coding region: 118-4143 (1341 amino acids)
Molecular function (GO): 2 iron, 2 sulfur cluster binding; iron ion binding; xanthine dehydrogenase activity
Source: RefSeq, a predicted model, not a curated record
AAGAUGUGUCACGUGUUGUUCGCUGAACUGUCCCAAUCUCAAACUCUUUAUUUCUGAUCACACGGGUGAUAGCUGGAGUUCUGCCACGCACUGCAGCGGGGUGCUGGGAUCGAAAUCAUGGAGGAAAUGAACCAAAAUCAUCACGAUGACUUAGUUCUCUUUGUAAAUGGCAAAAAGGUCGUUCAGAGAAAUGCUGAUCCAGAAAUGACGCUCCUGACCUUUCUCAGGAGAAAGUUGAGUCUGACAGGAACUAAGCUGGGAUGUGCUGAAGGUGGCUGUGGUGCCUGCACUGUGAUGGUGUCCAGGUUUAAUUCACAUCACAACCAGAUUAUUCACCAUGCUGUUAAUGCCUGCCUAGCCCCUCUGUGCUCUCUGCAUCAUUGUGCAGUCACUACAGUUGAAGGAAUUGGCAGCGUAGCCAGCAAACUCCAUCCUGUCCAGGAACGAAUUGCAAAGGCUCAUGGAUCUCAGUGCGGUUUCUGCACUCCAGGAAUUGUCAUGUCCAUGUAUGCCCUGCUGAAGAACAGCCCACAGCCUUCAAUGCAGGACAUGGAGGAAGCCUUCCAAGGUAAUCUAUGUCGCUGCACUGGCUAUAGGGCCAUUCUUGAGGGCUACAAGACCUUCGCAAAGCAGGGAGGAUGUUGUGGGGGCAGAAGAAAGGGCAACGGCUGUUGCAUGACCAGUGCACAUGAAGAUGAGCAUGUCAAUGGAGAUUCAACUCAUUCAGGUCAACAGCUGUUCGAUCCAUCAGAAUUUAUGCCACUGGAUCCAACACAAGAGAUCAUUUUCCCUCCUGAACUGAUAAGUCUUGGUAAACAGCCACCUAGGUCAUUGAGAUUCAUCGGGGAGAGAGUACUGUGGAUUCAGCCCAGCUCGCUGAAUGAACUCCUGCAGCUCAAGGCAGUCUAUCCAGCAGCCAAGCUGGUGGUGGGGAACACUGAAGUAGGUAUUGAAAUGAAAUUCAAGAACCUCCUGUACCCUGUGAUCCUGGCACCAGCAUACAUCCAAGAACUCAGCAGCAUUCAAUACACUGAAAAUGGGAUUGAAUUUGGAGCAUCUGUCACAUUGACUGUGCUGGGGAAGAAAUUGCGUGAAGAGGUAGACAAGUUGCCCAGCUACAAAACCGAAGUCUUCCAGGCCAUACUGGAGCAGUUGCGCUGGUUCGCAGGACAGCAGAUCCGAAAUGUUGCUGCUAUUGGUGGGAAUAUUAUGACAGCAAGUCCUAUUUCAGACCUUAACCCUCUGUUUAUGGCGGCGGGCUGUAAGCUAACUCUGAUGUCCAAAGAGGGGAAACGUGUCCUUCAGAUGGAUGACAAGUUCUUCAGUGGCUACAGGAAAACUGCUCUGAAACCUGAAGAGAUUCUGCUGUCCAUUGAGAUUCCAUACACAAAAAAGGGCCAGUAUUUCUCAGCCUUUAAGCAGUCAACUCGCAAGGAGGACGACAUCGCCACCGUCACUUGUGGAAUGAAUGUCAUCUUCCAGCAGGGCUCCAACAUCAUUCAGGAUAUCCAACUCAGCUAUGGAGGAAUGGCCCCCACCACUGUUCUCACCACUGCUACGUGCAACCGGCUCAUUGGCAGGAGGUGGGGUGAGGAGCUGAUGGAGGAUGCCUGUUCUUCCCUAGCUGAGGAGAUGACACUGUCCCCCUCUGCUCCAGGUGGGAUGGUGACAUAUAGACGCGCGCUGACCAUCAGCCUGUUCUUCAAAUUCUACCUCACCGUCCAGCAAAAACUGGCUCAGAUGCAUCUUUCUGUUGAAGAUGUCAAACCUAAUUAUGCCAGUGCUAUAGAGCUGUUCCACGUGGACUCUCCAACCAGUGUUCAGCUUUACCAGACAGUUCCACCUGGUCAGAGCACAGAUGAUAUGGUAGGUCGUCCUAUCAUGCAUCUAUCUGCCCUUAAGCAGGCCACAGGAGAGGCAGUGUACUGCGACGACAUCCCUCAAUAUGAGAACGGGCUCUAUUUGGCCCUGGUCACCAGCACUAAAGCUCACGCUUACAUUAAAUCUAUAGAAACUGAUGAUGCUAUGGCAGUUCCAGGAGUAGUUACAUUUGUCUCUGCCAAGGACCUCCCCGGGAGCAAUGAGACUGGACCUGCUGUCUAUGAUGAGACUGUCUUCGCUGACAAGGUCACAUGUGUGGGACACAUAGUGGGAGCCAUUGUGGCAGACACGCAGGCUCAUGCACAAAGAGCAGCCAAAGCUGUGAAGAUUUCUUAUGAGGAACUCCAGCCUGUGAUUGUUACCAUUCAGGAUGCCAUUGCCAAUCAAUCAUUCUACCGGCCAGUGAGAAUGAUAGAGAAAGGAGAUCUCGCUAAAGGGUUUCAUGAGUCUGAUAACAUCCUGGAAGGUGAGAUACACAUAGGAGGGCAGGAACACUUUUACCUGGAAACAAACUGUACCCUGGCUGUCCCGCGAGGAGAGGACGGAGAGAUGGAGCUGUUUGUGUCCACACAGUCGGCCUCCAAGACACAAGCACUUGUAGCCAAAGCACUAGGAGUGCCGGCCAGUCAUAUAGUGUGUCGAGUGAAAAGAAUGGGAGGAGGAUUUGGUGGGAAAGAGAGCCGGAGCGCCAUUCUCUCCACUGUCGUGGCUGUUGCUGCCCAUAAAGUCAAAAGACCAGUUCGCUGCAUGUUGGACCGUGAUGAGGAUAUGCUAGUCUCAGGUGGCCGACAUCCAUUCUUUGGGCGUUAUAAGGUUGGAUUCAAGAAAAAUGGAAAAGUGAUGGCUCUUGAUGUGACUUACUACAGCAAUGUAGGAAAUUCAAUGGACCUUUCUCUAUCAAUUAUGGAGCGGGCGCUCUUCCAUAUGGACAACUGCUAUAACAUCCCUCACAUUCGUGGCACUGGUUAUAUGUGUAAGACCAAUCUACCCUCCAACACUGCGUUCAGGGGCUUUGGCGGGCCGCAGGGAAUGAUGGUAUCAGAAAGCUGGAUAAGUGACGUUGCUCUGUGCUGUGGCAUCCCUGCUGAACAGGUGAGGGAAAUAAAUCUAUACAAGCAGGGAGAAUGCACCCCAUUUAAUCAGUGUCUGGAGCAGUUCACCAUAGACCGCUGCUGGGAGGAGUGCAUGAAUAUCUCAGACUUCCAUCAGCGCAAGGCCAGAGUGGAGCUGUACAACAAACAACAUCGCUGGACCAAAAGAGGCCUGUCCAUCAUUCCCACCAAGUUUGGUAUCAGCUUUACUGCCAUCUUCCUCAACCAGGCAGGAGCGCUAGUUCAUAUCUACACAGAUGGUUCAGUUCUUCUCACCCAUGGAGGAACAGAAAUGGGGCAAGGCCUUCAUACUAAAAUGAUACAGGUUGCCAGCAAAACUUUGGAAAUCCCCACCUCAAAGAUUCACAUCAGUGAGACGUGUACUAACACAGUUCCAAACACAAGCCCUACUGCUGCCUCCGCUUCCUCAGACCUCAAUGGCAUGGCUGUCUAUAAUGCAUGUCAGACAUUGCUGCAGAGACUGGAUCCAUACAAAGCCAGGAACCCAAAGGGGAGCUGGGAGGAUUGGGUGAAAGCAGCUUACUUUGACAGGGUGAACUUAUCAGCCAAUGGGUUUUAUAGGACUCCAGAUCUUGGCUAUGACUUUGAAACAAAUUCAGGACGUCCAUUUAACUACUUCAGUUAUGGAGUAGCUGUCUCAGAGGUGGAGAUAGACUGUCUGACUGGUAGUCACAAGAACCUACAUACCUCUAUUGUCAUGGAUGUGGGCAAAAGUCUGAAUCCAGCGUUGGACAUUGGUCAGGUGGAGGGUGCGUUCAUGCAAGGUGUGGGUCUGUUCACACUGGAGGAACUACGCUACUCUCCCCAAGGUCAUCUGUACACCCGUGGACCCGGCAUGUAUAAGAUUCCUGCUUUUGGCGACAUUCCAACUGAACUGAAGGUGUCGCUCCUUAGAGAUGCCCCCAAUGAGAAGGCCAUCUUCUCCUCCAAGGCUGUUGGAGAGCCUCCUCUCUUCCUGGCAGCUUCUGUCUUCUAUGCCAUUAAAGAUGCCAUUACUGCUGCCCGGGCUGAGUCUGGCCUUUCUGGACCUUUCAGAUUGGAUAGCCCUGCUACCCCUGAGAGAAUACGCAAUGCGUGCGAGGACAAAUUCACCAAACUAUGCCCUCCCCCAGAGCCAGGGACUUAUACACCAUGGGAUGUGAGAGUCUAAUACAGGGAAGACCAGGAGCACCUACUAUUAUCCUACCAUUUAACUUUUAGCUACUUUUGCUGGUUGUAUAUGAACACACAAAACUCGUCAUUGUUGAGAUCAUGUCAUAGGAACUCUCAUUUAUGUACAAAGACUGCGAAAGAAAGAGGGAUCCAGUAUGUUGUUCAUGCCUUAAAAGGUGGAGUUAUACAUCAUAGAAUAAUUUAGGUAUUGGCUUGUGGUAGAACAUUGCAUUGUUUAAUUGCUUUAAUGACUCCAUAUAAAUAUUUAAUUAAUGUGAAUUUACUCAACAAAACUAAUUUUAGUAAUUUUAUCUAACCACUAUUGUACCAGUUGUAGCCUACAGCAUACUCUGGCCACCAUCCUCAUCAUCAUCAUCAGUAUCAUCAUCAUCAUUAUCAACCGCUUAGUCCAGUACUCUUGCCAUCAUGCUAAUGACAAUCAUAAGCACAUCAAUUGUUGACAGAAUAUAUUCUGAAAUGAUUAUUGCCUUUAUGAAAAUAUGUCUCUGUUUAUAGUAUGUAACCCCUUGAGGUCACCAGUUAAAGAGAAUUUACUGUGCUGUUGGCAAGUGCUGUAGCCUAAAGCAAGGUUCUCUUUCAACAAUCAUUUGAUAUCUCACUAUGGAAAACACCCGCUGCAUGACCAACCACCAGCAAGAAAGGCACCACAACUGGCAGUGCCAACUAACAGACCAAUCAUGACCAUGAUUUGGGAGCCCCCACCUCCCCUUAUAAAUUGCGGCGGUGCUCACAUCCAUUAAUUCUAGUUCUCUUCCCAGUGAAGACGCAGCAAUAGUUGCUUGCUACUAAAGGUGUAGAGGUGGAAGGUGAAAAAGGGCAUGGAGGUUUUUUCACGCUUGCUGCGUAAGGAGCCAGAGGAUGACGAUGAAAAUUAUGCCAUCCUACCUUCAGCUCAGAUGCCCUGGUCUGCUAGCUUCCUAAGUGAGCCUUCCUCCUAUUACGACCUAAUCAGAUUUUGCAGACGAGCUGCAGCUAAGCUCCACAUCGACUGGCCCACUUCCCUGAGCAGCCAGGGAGUGGAGCACUAUAUGUUCGAUGGAAAAAGACUGCACGCUUGGCCUCUGGCUUAACAAGCUAAUUCCCUCUCUGUGGAGAUUAAAUGGUUUUGGGACAAAUUGUUUUUUCACCACAUGCUUUUCUAGGCUGGACAUCAGUGGUAUGGACGAGCUUCGGCUCUCCAGCCCUCCUGUGGUGGAAUCUUUGGUGGAAUCUGCACCUGAAAAGGAAAGCUGCUUUCUCCGCAGCUGAUCUCUCCCUUCUGAGAAAAACAGAGCAAUGUACUGCCACCAUUCCCAAGAAGAUUUUUACGUCUUCAGCUCUGGCUGUCAGAGCCCUUGAUGCUUCCACACUCCUCGCUGCCUACCAAGCUGAGCUCCUGGAAGAGAUGGGCAAGCAGCUAACCCCAUCCUAUGGGAGAACACCUACAUGGUCAUGGUCUGCAUGGACAUCAUCCUGCACACAUCACAUGGUGCAUUCAGAGCUUCGAGUGCUUUAUGGGCAUGGCAGUAAUAGGAGAGCACUUUAGCUGAAUUUGUCUGAAUGACAGGGAGAAAUUGGAGAUCUUGGAUGCUCCCAUGGACCCAAAGGAACAGUUUGAUCCCAGCAAUCGUGGCCAACUUCUGGUCUGGCUUGCCACAGACACUGCAUGUCUCCUCAUCCUGUGUUCACAUUCUCUCAGGUGCUGCCUG